CUCGGUUGAUGACAAAUAAAUUUUUCACGGAAACGUCACAUCAAAGCUGAAAAAAUUCUCAAUCCAUCAGAAAAAGAGUAUUACCCGUUUGGAAAGGCGAUAAAGUGCAAUGUCCGGCCAUCAGUACGUGCCCAACCCGUCGAAUCUGUUUGCGGACGAGGAUGAAAUCGACGACGAGUUGUUUCUGCGUAAUGCUCGAAGGACGGCAGGAGGAAGCGCCACAACGAGCCCUCCAGCCACGGACCAAGGUUAUCACCAGUAUGAUCAGUUCCAGAAGAACUUCCUUGCGCAAAGCUACGAUCCGGCCGACGAGGAAAAGUACGGUUCGGGAUCGCUAGUGUCGGGUAAGUCGGCGCUAAGUGGCAGUGCUGCGGGGACAAAUUUUACCCGCCCGGAUGUCCUCGGGCCUGAACCGUACCAGGGUGGUGGUGCGGGUGAUUACGGGGUUUACGGAGGACAAAUGGCCGCAGGAUACGGGGUGGAUCCUUACGCGACGGCGGCCACAUCGCCUUACGGAGGCUCCCAGGGCUUUCAUUCGGUUCCUGGAAGGGGAGGGGGAGUGUACGGGGAGCUGGAUUCCGAAACGGACGACGAAAUAGUUAGGCAACGGCAAACGUUUGAACAAAGGCGAAGGGAGCUGGAGGAAAGUACGUUGCUUACGUCCCAACGUUGUUUGGGUGUGCUCAGGGAAACGGAACAAGUUGGAAUUGCCACGGCGGAAGAAUUGCACCGUCAGCGGGAACAGCUGGAAAAGACCAAGAAACAGUUGGACGAAAUCAACAACUCGCUUCGAUUUAGCCAGAAGCAUUUGAACAGCCUGAAGAGUGUCUUCGGUGGACUCAAAAACUAUCUCUCCGGCCGGAUGGGACCGGAUCAACCGCCACAGCAACAACCCCAGCAGCAGCAUCAACAACAACAGCAACAGCAGCAACAACAGCAGAGCAGCUCAACAGGAAUACCUCGAUCGAACAUAUCGCCUUCGCCGUCGGAGGAACUUUACCCAAACCCACAGGACUUUAGAAUUCCGGACAAUUAUUGGCCGGACGCGGCCACUCGAAUGCGACAAGACUAUCACCACCAGGCGCAGGACAUGGCUCACACGAACGGGGCCGUCCAAGGUGGGCCCGGAUUCAGCCACCAGCUGGAUCAGAAUCUGGACGACAUGCGCGGGAAUCUGUCCCGGCUCAAGAACCUUGCCCUCGAUUUGAACCAAGAAAUUGACAGCCAAAAUGACCUUAUCGACGACAUCUCGAACCGCGUUGAAGAUGUCGACGUGAAAAUUGGCAAGCAAAACAAAGACAUGAAUCGGCUGAUGCGGAAGUGAACCUUGAACUCAAUAAUAAUGAUACAACGAUGAUUCAUAAUGGUACUCCCCAUUCCCCGCAAAGCAUCAUAAUGCACGCUCUGGCAGCACCUUGUGUCCAGAGAAUAUCACGAAAUGAUAAAGCAAAAGUUUAGAUAAAAUCGUUUUCUUUGUAAAAAAGACAAAAACCGAUAGUUUUUAAGAUUUGUAUUUUUUGUACAUUCUUGUUUAUUCGUUUUUUUGGAUAGUAUUUUAUCUAAAUCCAUUCUCAGCAAAAGAUCUAUCUACGCUCGAUAAAACCUUUAACGGUCAAACCAAACUGAAGCAAACGUGUCGUAUUGGUAUUGGUUUAGUAAGAAUAGUCAGGCUAAUAGCAUUAUAAAUAGAACAUAAUCUAAACAAACAAAGAAUCCAUUAUUAGUGAGUGUCUCUCCGUCUCCGUCGACUCCUCAAAUCUCUCAAAGUAUGUCAAACGACGUAAGAAUUUCUCUACACACAGAUAAAGCAAAAUGUCGUACCAGUUCGAAAACAAAUAUUCCUCUCUCACUCUCUUUCUAUGAUUGUAUUAUGUACGUACACACAACAACACUAUUCGCAAACAUUAAACAAACAAAAAUAAAACAAACAUCACAAAACAAGUACACAAAUUGUUGUAGCAUCAAGUGGAGCGAUUGUUUUCGUUUGUAAUUCACUCAUUGAGAACAUUAUUGAAAAAAAAAAAUGCAUGAAAUAUUAAGGAACCAUUAAACAGAAAAAUAUAAAAAUAUAUAUAUUGAAGUAAAACAAUGGAUGAUAACAAUAAACUGAGCUAAAUUAAUAAAUAAACGUACAGCGCAUCAACAAUGUUAUAGCCAAGAGUAAAUUCCGCGAUGAAGAAAGAAACAAAUUAAGGUAAUGGUUAUGAAAAUAAAGGAUACGAUAAUCUGCAAUAUUACAAA
Culex quinquefasciatus (southern house mosquito) is the source of this 2241-nucleotide messenger RNA. RefSeq names its product synaptosomal-associated protein 29 (gene Snap29). The record is from RefSeq and is a predicted model, not a curated record. Gene Ontology annotation, molecular function: syntaxin binding; SNAP receptor activity. Lineage: Eukaryota; Metazoa; Arthropoda; Insecta; Diptera; Culicidae. The transcript is spliced from 2 exons. Gene Ontology annotation, biological process: synaptic vesicle fusion to presynaptic active zone membrane; synaptic vesicle priming; exocytosis. Gene Ontology annotation, cellular component: SNARE complex; plasma membrane. The coding region runs from base 110 to 1324 and encodes 404 amino acids.